Messenger RNA from Eimeria maxima, 2391 nucleotides. RefSeq lists its product as hypothetical. The transcript is spliced from 9 exons. The record is from RefSeq and is a predicted model, not a curated record. The coding region runs from base 1 to 2391 and encodes 796 amino acids. Gene Ontology annotation, cellular component: nucleus; preribosome, small subunit precursor. Lineage: Eukaryota; Apicomplexa; Conoidasida; Eucoccidiorida; Eimeriidae. Gene Ontology annotation, molecular function: GTP binding; U3 snoRNA binding; GTPase activity. Gene Ontology annotation, biological process: ribosome biogenesis; maturation of SSU-rRNA from tricistronic rRNA transcript (SSU-rRNA, 5.8S rRNA, LSU-rRNA); endonucleolytic cleavage of tricistronic rRNA transcript (SSU-rRNA, 5.8S rRNA, LSU-rRNA).
AUGGGUCAUCGUCACCGUGCAAUUUUGAAGCAGCAGAACAAGGCGUUCAAGGGGUCAUCUUCUAAGCCUAAGAGCCUCAAAGAAAAGCGAAAGGCUGCAGCAGCAAAUGCUUCUGCACUUUCAAUUAAUAGACCUACUACGAAACUUGACCGUGUGCAGCGGUCUAAGCAACGCCGCCUUCAGCUGCGCCGCGACCAACAACAGCAACAGUUGUCGAACCCCUGUGGCCCACCGCCGAAGGUAGUUCUCCUUCUCCCAUUUUCCGAUUCUGUAUGCGUUGAGAGCGUCUUUAAUGAGUUAAGACGGGAACUCAUAGGUGAUGAUGGAGCAGUGGUUGAUGGUGGGGUGUUAUGUGGAGACAUGGACGAAGACGGGACCGCCAUGAGAACAGACGAUGUGAAGACUUGCUCCUCUCAGAGCCGUCCGCACCACAGCCGCUACUUAUUCACCCUGCCUGCAUAUGCACGAAACCCAGCAAUACCGAAGAGGCACCACCAGAAGGUCUUGCUAGUUCCUGCACCUCGCAUAUCCGAAGAGGAAACAGGGGACCAAAUGCAACAGGAAGGGGUACAAAUCCAACGGCGCAGUGAACUUCUGCGGUAUAUGGAUCUGUGUAGCUGCUGUGACGUAUUAGUAUGUCUCUUUGGCGGCAACUGCACUUACGAAAAAAGUGCCUUCAGUAGCCGCGGGUACAAAGUAUUGCAGGCCCUCAAGCUGCAGGGCCUUCCGCCGUCGGUGAUUGGUAUUGGCUGCAUAGAUCCUUCUUUGCUAGAUCCGGCAGGACUGCCUCAAGAAAAAUAUUCCGCAAGUGAAAGCCUGAAGUUCAUGCGUCGCUUCUUUGAAUCUGAGCUAGGGGCCGAAAGAAAAUUUUUUGGCAUCGCGAACUCCGCAGACUGGCGCAACGCGUUACGGGCACUGGGGGCGGCAGCUCCAUUGAUUCAAGCCGAUCCAAAUGCGAAGGUUUUAGCAAAAGGAGCAGAAGCGGCUGCUUGUAGACGUCGGGGUCAUCUACUCGCUCUCAGCUGGCGUAUAGCGUGGCACUCCCUCUCGGAAGACCCUGCGGCGCAGCUUGAGCCCUGCCUCGAAGCUUGGGGACUGAUCCGGGGAGCCGGCCUAACAUGCAGGCUACCUGUGCACAUUACAGGAGUGGGUGACUUCGUGCUAGCUAGGAUUGAGCCAUUGGGGCCAACGGAAAAGAGGCGGGAAUUUGCUGCAUCAAGCGCCCAUGCAACAACUGAAGUGGAAGCCCUUGGGGCAGAAAUGCAAGUUCUGAAGUCCGCGUGCCUGUCUCACCGCUCCACAGAAGUAAUCCAAGCAUCCCAACCAUUACAGCCUCUAGACGCUGCUGCCUUGGAGCAAACAUGGCCAACAGAAGAUGAGAUUCCCGGCAAUGGUAAUACGGCACCAGCCGUUCACAGGAGAUGUGUCCGCGUCCCCAAGGAUGUAGGGGAGUACGAGCGAGCGUGGCUCGAAUCAGAUACAGAUGGUGCAGAUGACGACGGCGAGGAGGAGGUGAAUAUGGACAGCGAUGCGGACAUGCAACCUGGGGAGGUUGUUUCUGCGGAUAAUGAGCAAGCAUCGAGCGCAAAUGAUGAAGCUGAUGAAGAUUGGAAGCCCUUGAUUAGUUCAGAACAGCAUGAUAUGAAAACAGACAAUGAGGCAUAUGCCGCCCGUCGUCGGGAAGCGGCAGAGAUGGAGAAGGAAUUCCCGGAUCAAGUCGACACUCCAUUGGAUAUUCCGGCGAAGGAGCGCUUCCAGAAGUACCGCGGCCUCAAGAGCUUUCGGUCGUCUCCUUGGGCCCAGAAUGAAGACCUUCCACUUGGUUACGGUCGCAUCAUCGAUGUGUCGAGCAUGAAGAAGGUGGUGCAGAAGCACCCCUCUCUGAGUGGCAAGGAAUUUGGUGAAGCUUUGGUUGAGGCGAUGGCUCAACGGGUGGCCAGUCGGUUUGCGGUUCAAGCUCAGAGUCCUGCACCUGCUCCUACAGCAAGUGCAGAUGACGAUUUGAUGGUUCCAGAUUUCCUUGUAGUGUCUCAACUGCUGCAGCACGAGACCCAGGUGGCGGUGGUCCACUCCCAAGUAACGUUUUGUGAUGAUGCGCCCGUGAAGGGCAAGGAUCCAUUGUUGAUGUCAUGCGGAUUCCGAAGAUUCCCGGCUUCUCCAAUUUAUUCGGAAGAACCGAGGCAGGGCAUGCAUAGCACGUCGAAGUGGAAACUUAAGCGCUGGGCAGAACCGGGCACAACUCUCACCGCAACCGUGUACUCACCUCUUGUACUUCCCCCGUCACCCUGCAUUUUGCUGCGAUAUGACCAAUCAGGUAAUGCCUCAGAUGGAGGGCAGCUUUAUGUUGAUGCGACGAGGGAAUGCAUGCCGCUGGCGUUUCCACCAGAGUAG